Paramecium sonneborni is the source of this 687-nucleotide messenger RNA. Lineage: Eukaryota; Ciliophora; Oligohymenophorea; Peniculida; Parameciidae. The record is from the annotation of a GenBank genome assembly.
AUGAAAUAAUCUAAUGCAUUUAUAUCAGGUAGUUGUGAUAGUUAAAUUAUAAUAUGGUCUAUGAAUCCAAGUAAUUAAUGGGUUUACUCAUAAAAAUUAAAUGGACAUAGUAACACUAUUAAUUGUUUAAUAUUAAAUAAUAAUGAAAAUUUGAUAAUUUCAGGUAGUGAUGAUAUUAGUAUUAAAUUUUGGAUGAAAUAGAAUAAAUGGACAUGUUAAUAAACUAUUACAGAUCAUACAUAUUGGGUAUUAGGAUUAAGUAUGAAUUAACAAUAGAAUAAAGUUAUUUCAUGUGGAUAAGAUGAUUAAAUAUUAAUAAUAGAAUAGUCAUUAUAAGAUUCUAAAUGGAUUAUUAUUUAAAAGAUAAAAGUUGAGAGAUAUGGUAGGAGAAUAUGCUUUUUAAAUGAUAAUCUAUUUACAUUCUAACCAUAUAAUAGAGAAUAAAUGCAUGUUUAUGAAAUGAAUAAUACUAAUAAAUAGUAUUCAAAGAUAAAAGAUGUUGUUGUUAAGAAUGGUGAUGAUAAGUAUUUCUUUCCUUAAUAGUAUAUAAAAUCAAAAUGUCUGCUUGUAAAUAAGCAUGCCAAUUAUGUGAAUUUGAUAAGGACAAACCAAAAUGGCGAGUUUAAAGUAGAAUAAUCAAUUGAAUUUAAAACAUAAUAUUUAUAUGGAUCUAUGAGUGACGAUUGA